AGGAGGAGGAAGAAGCGGCUGCAGCUAGCAAAAAAGCAAGCCCGGGGUGAGGCAGGCAAGUGAACCCGCCCGAGCUGCCCAGGCCAGGCGGGCUCAGGCAAGGCAGGAGCACCGGGGGCCGCGGACCGUCGCGUCUUUCACCACCUCCCCCCUCCCCCUCGCACGCCCGUCCCGUCCCCUCCCCUCCACCCAGCUCCGAUCUCGGCCAACGCCUCUUGCAGUGCGGCGGCGGCGGCGGCGGAGGCGGCGGCGACGCCCGGGAGCUGCCCUUUCCUCUUCGGUGAAGUUUGUACAAAGCGUCGGAGACCUCGGAGGAAGCAAGCAAAGUGCUGAGGCAGGAGGAGGAUCGGCGGCAGGCUCGGCGGCAGGCUCGGUGGCAGGCUCGGUGCUCCCUCCGCCAACCCCCGCCCCAGCCACCGCCUCCUCCUCCCCGCCGUGAGCGCCCCGUCACCUCUGCCGGCGGCCGCCCCCAGCCCGAGUUUGCAGAGAGGUAACUCCCUUUGGCUGCGAGCGAGAAGCGAAGGAAGGAAGGAACGAAAGAAGGAAGGAAGGAAGGAAAGAAAGGAGGCAGAGAGAGCGAGCACCGGGCAAGCGAGCUGCACGCUGGCAGCACAGCCGGAGCGGGAGCCGUGCGCCUGGACACCGCGAGCCUAACCCGGGGACCCAGCCCGGGACUUGGCUAGCCAGCCAGCCCGCUGGCCGGCGCAGGGCGGGCCCCCUCCCGCUCAGCACCCCUCCCCCUCGUUUCGCCCCCUCCCUUCCAGCGUCCCCCGGCCCCGCCUCGCCUCCUCCCUCUGCCCCUUCACCCCGGGAGCUCGGGGCCAGAGAUCAAAAGAUGAGCCAGCAGCCUCGGCUCGCCCCAGUAGUGUAGAGAGCCAGCUCUCCCUGGCACCUGCUUCCGUGGGCUCAGACUUUGCCAGGCGCCUGGGGGCCUUGGGGCUUUUUUUUUUGAGGAGGGUGCCUCUGUGUGCAGGGGAGGGGGCGUGUUUUUGUUUUGCUUCUGCAAUAACUGAGCAUCUCUUGCAUACAACCGAGUGCCCAGGGACUGUCAGCUGACGAGGGCAGACUCGGGAGUCCCCCGCGUGCGCCCGGGGUGACGAACCUCACAGACACACACGCGCACACACACACUCAGACACACACACACACACGCACACGCACACACACACACUCACACAGCCAGAGCUAUUUCUGGCCGCCGCGCGGGGCUCCGCACCAGACUUUGUCGGGCUCGUGCAUAGUGGCUUCUCCAAGUUUCCUCCGCUGGAGCUUUCCGCAGGUGGGCAGUAGCCGCAACCGCCGCAGAGGCGCCCGCUGAAGAACUCUGCGAACCGAGCUAAACCCAGAGCAGUCGGGCUGGGCCGGAGGGGAGGGCCAGCCGAAGGAGCCCCAGAACAGCGGAGACCAUGGAGGUGCAGCUGGGCUUGGGGAGGGUCUACCCCCGGCAGUCGUCCAAAACCUUUCGGGGAGCGUUUCAGAACCUGUUCCAGAGCGUGCGCGAAGUGAUCCAGAACCCGGGCGCCCGGCACCCCGGUGUAGCCGCGGGCGCAGCACCCCCCGGCGCCCGUCUGCAGCAGCAGCACCACCACCACCAGCAGCAGCAGGCGCCCCAACAGCCUCAGCAGCAGCAAACCAGCCCCCGGCAGCCGCAGCCACCAGCACAGCAGCAGGCGCCCGACGAUGCCUCGCCCCCUACCCCGAGCCGAGGCCCGGCCGGCUACCUGGCUCUGGAGGAGGACUCUCAGUCGCAGCCUUCCCAGCCACCGCCUUCGGCCGAGGGCCGCUCGGAGAAUGGCUGCGUCCCGGAGCCCGGACCGACCGCGGCCGGCGGCAAGGGGCUGCAGCAGCCGGCGGCCGUGGCGGUGGCCGUGGCGGCGGCAGCGCCAGACAACGAUGACUCAGCUGCCCCGUCCACUUUGUCUCUGCUGGGCCCCGGCUUUCCGGGCUUGAGCAGCUGCUCCACCGACCUGAAGGACAUCCUGGCGGAGGCCGGCACCAUGCAGCUCCUGCAGCAGCAGCAGGAGGCAGCGCGGUGGCUGGAGGCAGCGGCGCGGCCGCGGGAAGGAGCCGGGGGCUCCGCCUCUUCCAAAGACAGCUACCUGGGGGGCACCUCGACCAUCUCAGACAGCGCCAAGGAGCUGUGCAAGGCCGUGUCCGUGUCCAUGCUUAGCGUGGAGACUCUCGAGCACCUGAGUCCCGGCGAGCAGCUGCGCGGGGACUGCAUGUACGCCCAGCUGCUGGGGGGCCCGUCGGCGUCGCGCCCCGCGCCUCCCUGCGCCCCCCUGGCCGACUGCAAGGGCUCGCUGCUGGACGACGGCUCGGCCAAGGGCGCCGAAGAAGCCGCCGACUACCCUGCCUUCAAGGGCAGCUACGCCAAGGCGCUGGACGGUGAGAGCCUGGGCUGCUGCGGGGGCAGCGGCGGCGGCGGCGGCGGCGGCGGCAGCUGUGGCGGUGAGGCUGCAGGCGCCGGGCCGCUCGACAUGCAGUCCCCCCUGACUCUCUACAAAGCCGGCCCCCUAGAAGAAGCGACCACCUACCAGAGCCGCGACUACUACAACUUUCAGCUGGCCCUGGCCGGGCCGCCUCAGCCCCCGCCGCCGCCGCCGCCUGCACACCACACGCACGCCCGCAUCAAGCUGGAGAACCCGCUGGAUUACGGUAGUGCCUGGGCCGCGGCCGCCGCUCAGUGCCGCUACGGGGACUUGGCCAGCCUGGCCCACGGUGGGGGAGCCUCUGCGGGCCCAGGUUCGGGCUCGCAGUCCGCUGCCGCCGCCGCCGCAGCCUCGUCCUCCUCCUCUUCGUCCUCUUCCUCCUCCUGGCAUACUCUCUUCGCCUCCGAGGAGGGCCAGCUGUAUGGGCCGUGCGGUGGCACCGCCGCAGCCAGCGAGGCAGCUCCCUUAGCCCCCUAUGGCUACCGGGCAGUUCAGGGGCUGGCGGGCCAGGAGACCGACUUCCCUCCUCCCGAGGUGUGGUACCCCGGCGGCGUGGUGAGCAGGGUGCCCUAUCCGGGCCCGGGCUGUGUCAAGAGUGAGCUGGGUCCUUGGAUGGAGGGCUACUCGGGGGCCUACGGAGACAUGCGAUUGGAGGCUGCCAGGGACCAUGUGUUGCCCAUUGACUAUUACUUUCCACCACAAAAGACCUGCCUGAUCUGUGGCGAUGAAGCUUCGGGCUGUCACUAUGGGGCACUUACCUGUGGCAGCUGCAAAGUCUUCUUCAAGAGAGCAGCAGAAGGGAAACAAAAGUACCUGUGUGCCAGCAGGAAUGAUUGCACCAUCGAUAAAUUCAGAAGGAAAAAUUGCCCAUCGUGUCGGCUCCGAAAGUGCUAUGAAGCAGGGAUGACCCUUGGAGCCCGGAAGCUAAAGAAACUUGGGAACCUGAAGCUGCAGGAGGAAGGCGAGGCCUCCAGCUCCACCAGCCCCAAUGAAGAUCCAGGGCAGAAGCUCACAGUUUCCCACAUUGAAGGCUUUGAGUGCCAACCCAUUUUCCUGAAUGUCCUAGAGGCCAUCGAGCCAGGAGUGGUGUGUGCUGGCCAUGACAACAACCAGCCUGACUCCUUCGCUGCUUUGCUCUCCAGCCUGAAUGAGCUGGGAGAGAGGCAGCUGGUGCACGUAGUCAAGUGGGCCAAGGCUCUGCCUGGUUUCCGGAACCUGCAUGUGGAUGACCAGAUGGCUGUUAUCCAGUACUCCUGGAUGGGACUUAUGGUGUUUGCCAUGGGCUGGAGAUCUUUCACCAACGUCAAUUCCAGGAUGCUCUACUUUGCUCCUGACCUGGUGUUCAAUGAAUACCGGAUGCACAAGUCAAGGAUGUACAGCCAGUGUGUCCGGAUGAGACAUCUCUCCCAGGAGUUUGGCUGGCUCCAGAUCACACCACAGGAGUUUCUGUGCAUGAAGGCCCUGCUGCUCUUCAGCAUUAUUCCAGUGGAUGGACUGAAGAAUCAGAAAUUUUUUGACGAACUUCGAAUGAACUACAUCAAAGAGCUUGAUCGGAUAAUUGCCUGCAAGAGGAAAAAUCCAACCUCUUGCUCACGGCGCUUUUACCAACUCACCAAACUCCUGGAUUCCGUGCAGCCUAUUGCCAGAGAACUGCACCAAUUCACUUUUGACCUACUAAUCAAGUCACACAUGGUGAGCGUGGACUUUCCUGAGAUGAUGGCCGAGAUCAUCUCCGUACAAGUGCCCAAGAUCCUUUCCGGAAAAGUCAAACCCAUCUACUUCCACACACAGUGAUGCUUUGCAAGCCCUUCUUUCCUUCUCCCUUUUCUGCCGUCUUUUGCCUGUUGUAAUUCUGCACUACUGUUCUGCAGUGCCUUGGGGAAUUCCCUCUAUUGAUGUACAGUGUGUCCUGGAGAUAGUCCUAACUUCUUACUACCUUCUAAGCUUCUCUUCCCUUCUGCCCUGUCCUCUCUCACUGCCAUCCUCUCUUCCGCAGCCUCCUUUUUGCCUCACUUCUUCUAAAUUCCCAUCUACCUUAGCACCUUCUGACUCUGCUUGGUCUGAAUGGUGCAGUAUCUCUUUGGAUAUGUGCCACUAGUCCUGUGGCCAUGCUCAGACCAGUCAUGUCUUUCUGAUGGCCAUAUGGCAGUUUUCUUCACCUAACACCAUGACAAAUCUCGGGUAUUUAAGGGGACAGGAAGAAAAAACCUCACUGCAGUUCCCCUCCCUUAAAAGACAAACACACAAGCACCCACACCCACGCCAACAACCCCAAGUAUUUCCCAGGGGAUGUGUGGGUGUAUGUGUGUGCUAGCAUUUCUCACCUGGAGCACCCACUCUGCCACCAGUGGCCUUCAGGAGAGAUUCCCCCAGUGAUGGACCUGAGGAGGGGAAAGAAGAGGCGCCUUGCCCCUUCACACACUUACACACACACACACACACACACACACACACACACACACACACACACACACACACACUGAGCAUGUACACACACGUGUGCAUACCCAUACAUCCAGUUUUGGUCUUUGGAUGAUCAGAAAGUCCCACUGCAGUGUACUUAAUGGUACCGAAUCUGCUUUUUGUCCAAAACUUUGCUCUGAUAUUCUUGUCUGCUCUGUGCAUGUGCCCUGCAGUGCCCUCCCCAAGUCCUCCUUGCACCCCGCCCUUUCCUCCCUUCUCCCCUUUCCCCACUGCCCCAGCCCUCAGGAGAGGAGACCAUUCCACAUUGGCUUUCAGCAGCUACUGAGAGCUUUGGACAUUCCCUCAUGCUAAGACUCUAGCCUGAGCAGGCAUGAAAGAGGCUGAAACAAGGUUAGCUCAGUGGGAACCUCUCUGUUCUUCAGCUCUGUCUUGCCUUGGGUAGGCCGAGAACAAAUUGUGGGCUAUCCCUGGGGACAAGAAAUGGAGCCUGCCACCUUCUGAGCCCAGGGUAAGCAUAGGUGUCACUGGGCGUUCCCCCUGCUCAAGGCUUACUCCCAUCCUUGUUUGCCCACCUCCUCCAAAGACCCAACAAAGUUCUCCACCUCACCAAGGCCCUAGGAUCCCCGCUCCCUUUCUUUCCCUUCUGGCUCUGGUCACUAGGUUCCACUUUGCUGAUGGCAUGUGACUUACUCCCUGCCCCAGCAUCUUCACCCAGACUCUCUGAUGAGAGUUACAACCAAGAAGGCCAGCAGACUUUGAGCACUCUCUCUGCCUGCCCUGUGGCCAUGGGACUCCUGACAAUGGCUGAUUGGCACCGACAGUCUCAGAUCCGGAGCAUCUUUUGAUCAACUGGAAAGAGUUAGAGUCGCGAGCCAAACUUCUGAAACUGGCCAUCAGCAGGCAACAUGGAUACCUGAUCAGGUUCCGUACUGGCCAAAGGCAGGGAAGCUGGUACACAUGAGAAGAUCCCAUUAUAGAAAGCUUGGGGAUCUGGAGUAAACACUCCCUGACACUUUGGAAUCAAAUCAGUGAGUGGCCAGGGCACAAUUUGAGAACAAAAAGUGUAUAUGCCAGGACCAAGACCACUGGUAGAAACUGGCAGUUGGCAGUGAACAUCCCCCAGAUGUCCUCUUCAACCCAGAUCAUCACUCAAUCUGCAGCAAAAGAGGACACGCCAAAAGGAGGCUGGUGUUCAGGAUGAGCGGAGCAGGGUGAAGGCAGAAGCUGGGAGGGACAAUAUCCUGGCAUGAGAUUCACUGCCUGCUUAUACCUGGCCAUGGUAUUGGCCACUCGCCAGGAGGAUAAGGUGAGGUGGGGGAAGAUCUCCCUCUAAGGACGGACUCUCUGUUUCAUUCUGCUCAUCUGGGGUUAGCUGGAGCCAUUAAGACUUCCUCUGAAACCAGCGCCUCUUUUGCAAAGGGGGUUUUUGCAGCCACCUGUGCAGUCAGGGUUCCCAGUUAGGAUAGUGCCCUUCAGGGGACCCCCGCAUUCUGAUGACUUUUGUGUAUCCCUCAACCCUAUACCCCGCAAGGCCUUAUUGCCACAGGGGAGUUUUGCCCACCUCCCCUUCUGAGCCCCUGUUGCUUUCUCCACCUGUUAAGUUCAAGAUGUGGGAACCGGCAAACCGCCAGCCUUGGCUAACCUAUCAUCAUCACGUUUAUGGAGAAGAUAGCUCCAAAAAUCUCGAACCAGCAAGGGUGUUCUAUCCUAAUUUCUGAAGUUUUACCUGUAGUCCAUUAAACUCACAGGCUGGAUUCUUUGAAUAUAGAGAAGGAAGGGAGCCUGAGAUUAGUUGUUGCUACUCUAGCAAGCCCAGCUGGGAAAAAUGUAAGUGGAUGGGCUCCCUUUCUAUGGGAGAAUAGGCAGAUCCCAGUUUUCUUUCUCACAGUAACAUCUGGUUUAUGUAAACUCACAGCAUCAUUUUUAGCUGUUUUUAAUAGACAACAAACCAAAAACAAAAACCCCAAAAAAGCAAAAAGAGUAAUUCACCACUCUUUUCAGUUAAGCUAGGUUACAUUUUAAUAGUUUCUUUUACGACUGUUUCCAAAAGGAUGUCCAUCUUUUGGCUUUAUUUUGCUCCUUGUAAAUACUAAGAUGAGCCUCUUCAUUUCUGAGUACCAGCUUUUUCAUCUUCAUGGAUUUCCUGAUGAAGUCUUGUCUAUGUGAACAUAUAUAUGUGUGUAUAUAUAUAUAUACACAUAUAUAUAGAUAGAUAGAUAUAGAUAUAUGUAUAUACACACACACACCUAUAUACAUAAUUUUGAAAGCCAAAAAUACAAGAAAUAGCAGUAUAAUUAACAAGCAGUUGUAACUGGAUGACUCUGGCUUAAGAAAUGACACCAAGUCCAGUUUGAGUAAAGCCAUGCACACUGAAAUCCAUUUCCUUGAGCUUUGGUUUGGGAAGAAAGAACUUCCAAAGCUGCAGGGAAAGUCUGGUUUGGCUUCUCCCCCUCCCUGCCCUCUCCUCCUUCUGCUCCUAGGUCAAAGGGGUAUGGUUUUGGUUGGGGGGAGGGAGUGUUUUUGUUUUUGUUUUGGUCAUUGUGGGAGUUGCGGCAAUUGUCUUUGGGAAGAAGGCUUUUGUUUUGCAUGUGCUCGACAUGAUACAAAGAUUGAGAGCUGGCACGCUCACUAGGGACUGAGGCCCACUCCAAGUGUCGAGGAGCAAGAAGCUGUGAGGCCAGCCUCACCAUAUUCCAUGGCAUUGCCCUGCCAAGCAGAGACUCCUCCCCCCCCAAGAGUUAGCCAGGGGGUGCAAAAGGAAGGCCAAAGAAGAAGGGACUGCCUGGGACAGAUAAUGGGGGUCCCCUGUAGCUGUGCAUUUUGGCCAGUGUGGCAUAGUCAGUGUCGAGCAAGACAGAUCCUCUUUCCUGUCUCAGCCAUUGUCUGCAUGGUGGCCAAGUGUGGUACCAGGCCAGCCUCUGAUCUGGGGCAGGGUCUGGCCUUUUGGCUUGCAGGCUUUUCUGUGCCCUCCAGUAGUCAUCAACACUUGGAAUGGUUCUAUUGUUUUUUCUUUCUUUCUUUUUUAAUUACAGUACUUUGAGAAAAAAAAUUUUGAAGGAUCCUAUCAUGUAUCAUCAGUGCAUAUAUCUUUUCUAUAUGUUCACUGGGAUUCUAAAAAGAAUAGAAAAAAACAAGUUCUCCAACUUGCCCAUUCGGCAGUUGCUGAGGUAACGUCAGGCUUGGGAAAUGGCAUUGUGCUGAUGCUGCCCUGGCCCACCCUCUGUCCAUCCAGCCAUAUAGAUAUGCACAUAGACCUCUGGAUGGAGUCUUCUGGGCCUUCUGAGGCAAGAACCGGCCUCAGCCCACAUGGACAUGACGUGAUUCCAAUGGCCUUACUUUGAGUUGGUCCUGUGAGCAGCCCACAGACACUGUCUUAGCCUCCUAAUUCUGCUAAAUCCUGUUGGCACCCAAGGUCCUGGUCCCCUCCUUCCUUCUUUGCCCAGACCCCAGCACUGUUGUCACCAUCCACGCUCCUAGUUAUUCUCUCCAUCUGUCUCUCUCCCUCUCCCUCUGCCUUUCCUCCCCUUGCCUUCCUUCUUUCCCUUCCUCUCCUCUUGCCCUUUCUCCCCUCCUCUCCAUCUCCUUCCCUCUGCUUUCCCCUGCACCCUGCAACCCUACCCUCAUCACCCACAUGACCCAGUCCCCUCUAGGUGAGAGGACCCUUGGCCCUAUUGGGCUCCCACUCAGCCCUGUCCCACUGCCUGAGGAGGAGGAGGGGUGUGCAGGAGUGUUCAGGUGCAGUCUGAAAGUCCAAAGCUGGGCAUUCACUAUAAUCCUGGUGGAUGUGUGGUUUCUUAUGAAAGGAAGCUGGCCUUUUAUAGGCCGCUGGACUGUUGCUAUUCAUCUCUUCGAAGGUACUUUCAAGCAGGAGAGAGCAGGAGAAAUGGAUGCACCAUUCUAUGUAACCAAAGACAACAAAUGUAUUUGCUAAGAUACCAAAACUGUUGGGAGAGAGAGAGAGCGAGAGAGAGAGAGAGCGAGAAAGAGAGAGAGAGAGAGAGGCCACUCUUUGAUAAGGCAGCCAAAGUCAAAAGGACUUGGCCGAUAAUUCAUUUACAAGAUAUUUUCUUCUUUCACAAUUUACACAUUUAGAGAAGUUAAAUAUAAUUUGGAGGGGAAAAACUGGGUUUCUGGGUCCUUUGAUGCGUGAUUUUUUUUUUCAAAUUAGCAGAAUUAGCUUUUGUUUUUCUUUUAGUAGCUGCUGAGCAAAUCCCCGAAGCUCUAUUGUUGCAUGUUUGGAAAUGGAGCUGGGUUUGGCUUUUGCAUCUGCUGGCAUCCAUGUCUAGCGCAGCUAAAGAUGUGAAGCCCUGCUGAGAAAAGGGUGCAUUCAAAAGGACAGGAUUUGCACUAGAGGGACAGACAGCAGGCAGAAUCUCCCAUUUCUGCCCACUGAGAUGGUGCACCGAAUUCUCUGCAGUUUGCCGCAGAGGGUUGAAAUAUAUUGUAAAUGAGUAUUUGUAUCCAUGUUUCAAAAUUGAAUUUUAUAUAUAGAUAUAAUAUGUUCUGCUCCUUUUGCCUUUUGCUUUGCCAUCCACGUUUGGUUCCAGGUGAUACCUUGAUGCUAUAUACUAGCAAGAGGCCUUGGCCUUGAUUCAGAGGUCCUCUCAGGGUAGACAGGAUGCUUGAGUUGUCUGGCCCAUAGGUUCAGGGAGGACAGUGGAGGAGAGAGGGAAGGAGAGAGGGAGGGAAGACGGGGAAGAGAGUCGUUAUCAUACCUUGUUGGCCCAUGCAUGUGAAACAGGUGUGGUGCGGACUCAUUGAAACCUCAGGGAGAUUUGUUGGGGAUCUGGGUAAAGGAGAAAGAUGAGGGGUGCUCCAGCCUUCCCUGAAUCAUGAGCCAGCUCCAGCCCCAGCCUCUGUCCAAGUGGGGAGUAGGUGUGGGGAGGGAUCAGAAAGCGGGAAAGGGAGAGGGCUAGGGUGCUCCUUUGGCCUACCCAUGCCACCAGUCCCGUGGAGUUCUGAGGCACAAGGGCACGAACAGUGAACUCAAACACCGUUGAGUUGUUCUUGCUAUAUAUUGGGUGUCUUGUGCUCUUAAUUCUGGUUUUAGAGACUUUCUGUAAAGAUUAUGGCAAAUGAAAUUGUGUUUUCUCUGUUAACUUGUCUCUGUAAUAAAGCUUCCUUUCCAUAGGUAGAAGGGCCUCCUCUGCCUAUAGGGAUUUUCACUUCUAUUAAUUUCUUGCUGGGGCCUGUAACCAGGAGUAGCUCAACCCACCACCAUUUCUAGAGGAAGGCCGAAUAAUUCCCCAUCAGUCAUUUGUCUCAAAGGCCUUGUUCUAGUCCUGAGAGCAGCGAAAGAAGUCAGGAUCCCCCAGAGGGAAAUGAUGGGUGACUUCAUUUACUAGUCGGAUUUUCAAAUAGAGUGAUGCAGAGUUUGUUUUGUUGGGGUUUUUUUUUAGAUUUUUUUUUCCCCCUCACACAAUUUGAUUGAAAGAAUAAACAAGUUAUCAUGCAUUGAUUGCUUCCCAGUUCAGUUGAGGGGGA
Molecule: messenger RNA, 10340 nt
Organism: Phascolarctos cinereus (koala)
Lineage: Eukaryota; Metazoa; Chordata; Mammalia; Diprotodontia; Phascolarctidae
Gene: AR
Product: androgen receptor
Biological process (GO): regulation of DNA-templated transcription; androgen receptor signaling pathway
Cellular component (GO): nucleus
Molecular function (GO): nuclear receptor activity; steroid binding; zinc ion binding
Source: RefSeq, a predicted model, not a curated record